This is a messenger RNA of Dendrobium catenatum, 2350 nucleotides long. Its product is annotated as pentatricopeptide repeat-containing protein At2g21090-like. Bases 194 to 2095 code for a protein of 633 amino acids. Gene Ontology annotation, molecular function: protein binding; RNA binding. Gene Ontology annotation, biological process: RNA modification. The transcript has 3 exons. The record is from RefSeq and is a predicted model, not a curated record. NCBI's taxonomy places the organism in Eukaryota, Viridiplantae, Streptophyta, Magnoliopsida, Asparagales, Orchidaceae.
UCCAAUUCAAAUCAUUGAAUCAUUAACACCUCAAUCCGAUCGAUCAUCAGCAAAUCAAUUGAAUUCUUUUGAUCAAGUCACUGGCUAAUUUCCAACUACCUCCCUCACCGAAUCUUGAGCCAAAAUCUACCCUUCAAUUUCUCCUUCCCGAUGCAGGGAUGAACGCCGUGCAGCUGCCGGGCCACCGCCGCCGAUGCCCCAUCGUGGCAUCCAACACGCCAAAGCCUCCCCUUGCCUUCUCGCCGACCUUAACCGCCACAUCUCCGCCGGCCGCCUCGCCGAUGCCGUCUCUGUCCUUCCUUUCCUUGCCCGCCACGGCCUCCGCCCACCAACCCGCACUCUCUCCCUACUUCUUUCUCACUGCCUUCACUCCCCUGCUUCCCUCCCCUUAGCCAGCCGCGUCCUCAACUUUCUCCAUUUCACCGCUCUUAAGCCCGUUUACCCCUCCCACACCUUUCUCUCCAAUCAAAUCCUUCAUCUCCACUUCCUCCUUGGCCGCUCCGACCGCGCCCAAGACCUGUUCGGCAAAAUGCCUCAACCAAACGUUUUCUCAUAUAACACAAUGCUUGCAGGAUACGUCCGACUCGGCUUGAUAGCUCAUGCUGUUAACCUAUUUAAUUGUAUGCCGCAUCGGGACCUCGUGUCCUGGAACACCAUCAUCCUCGCCCUUGCCCGCACUGGCGCGGCAGCGGAGGCUGCGGCAUUCUACUCCCGCCUCCGUAGCUCCACCCUCGUUGUCAAUGCUCAUACUUUCUCUGCUCUACUUACUGCCUGCGCCAGCCUUGCUGAUAAAAGCCUCACCUUGCAAGCCCACGGGCAGGUUCUGGUUGCUGGUUGGUCUUACAAUCUAGUGGUUUCGAGCUUGCUCCUUGAUGCUUAUGCUAAGCACGGGAUAAUAAAGGAUUCAAGGAAGGUGUUUGAUCAAAUUCCUGUUAGGGAUGUUCUUGCUUGGACUGCAAUGGUGUCUGCCUAUGCCAAGGGCGGGGAUAUGGGUUCUGCUCGGCAGCUGUUUGAUGAGGUGCCCGAGAAGAAUCCUGUCUCAUGGACAGUGCUUAUUGGUGGGUAUUUACGCAAUGGUCUUGCAUUUGAAGCUUUGAAUUUGUUCCGAAUUAUGGUUGAUGAUGGUGUUCAACCUGAUCAAUUCACUUUUAGCAGCUGUAUUUGUGCUGCUUCUGCAAUUGCUUCAGUUAAACAUGGCAAGCAAAUACAUGCUCGCCUCUUUAGAACACAUUUCAAACCAAAUGCGAUUGUUCUUAGCUCUCUUAUUGAUAUGUACUCCAAAUGCGGGGAUUUGGAGGCUGGUCGUCGAGUUUUUCGUCAUUCAAGUGUCAUCAGGAGGGAUGUAGUUAUGUGGAAUACUAUUAUAUCUGCUGUAGGUAGUCAUGGUCAUGGGAGAGAGGCAAUUAAAUUGUUUGAGGAAAUGGUUAGUAUUGAGAUCAAGCCUGAUUCUAACACAUUUGUUGUUCUUCUUACUGCAUGCAGCCAUUCAGGUCUAGUGCUUGAGGGUUGGCAAUUUUUUGAGUCCAUGGCUGAGAAACAUGGCAUUGUACCUGAAGAAAAUCAUCUUGUUUGCUUGGUGGACCUUUUGGGAAGGGCUGGUCGAUUCGAGGAAGCAAUGGAGUGUUUGGGUAAAGAACCCUGUAAAUUUAGUUCAAGAGCUUGGAAUGCAUUGCUUGGAGCUUGUAAGAUACAUGGAAAUUUACUGCUUGGAGAGCAAAUUGCUCAGCGACUUUUGGAGUUGGGGCCACAGUCUUCUGGUUCUUAUGUUCUACUCUCUAAUAUAUAUGCAGAGGAUGGGAAGUGGAUGUCAGUGGAAAAUGUGAGACAUUCCUUGCAGGAGAAAGGAAUGAGAAAAGAGUACGCUACAAGCUGGAUAGAAGUGGAUAAUGUGGUUCCUUCAGUAGAAACUUCUACAAAUUCACCUUUGAAAGAGAACUUGCAUGAUAUUUUGAGCUCAAAUAUCAGUCUUCUCGGGACAAACCGCAUACUUGAGCUAUUCACUGAGUUAAUGGAACAUUUUAUUUUAGCUAAAACGAUCAGCGAACACCAUUGCCCGCUCACCGCCGACCAACAACGUCCACUAUUGCUUGACUAAUACCGACAUUCGCCUUCACCCAACUGCGAACCGUUGGCUGAUACUGGCUCCCAUCACUCCUUUUUAUUCCUCUGACAUUUCCCACUACUCUGAUUGAGGAAUAGCAUAGCAGUUUAUAAUUUUUAAUCUUGCCUUUUCUAGUUUUUUAGAAGGCAGAUUCUUGUAAAAGUCAAAUAAUUUGUUUUAUUAGGUCAUAUCCCAUAAAUUUUCUCUUCCUGAGUUUUUCAAGUAAAAUCUCUUGUGCAUCUUGUGAGA